This is a messenger RNA of Sinocyclocheilus grahami, 3273 nucleotides long. Its product is annotated as disintegrin and metalloproteinase domain-containing protein 23-like. NCBI's taxonomy places the organism in Eukaryota, Metazoa, Chordata, Actinopteri, Cypriniformes, Cyprinidae. Gene Ontology annotation, molecular function: metalloendopeptidase activity. Gene Ontology annotation, biological process: proteolysis. The record is from RefSeq and is a predicted model, not a curated record. The transcript has 24 exons. Gene Ontology annotation, cellular component: presynaptic membrane. The coding region runs from base 246 to 2441 and encodes 731 amino acids.
GAUAUGUGCUGCUUGGCCACCGCCUUCCAUCCAUCCGAGCUGCCACCCCUUCGCCUUCUUCCCAGUCCUCCCUACCCCUCAGCAUCCCAACCGUGCUACCCACCCCUCAGUCUCCGAUGCUGCAUGAGGGAUUUCCCCCUCUUCCCGCGGGAUACGCACCAAAAUCGCUCUCAUAAUAAUGGACUGCGACGCUCGCUCUAAAUUGAUGCGCUAAUGACAUUUUAUUUAGUCUUCAAAUAUGAAUCAUGCGUCUGAUAUUCCAUCUGUGUCUGCUCGCUAGCAUAUUUAUUUCCGUGCCAUCUUCUAUCGCCUUAACCUCAACGGUCUCCAGCUUCGUACAGAAUGAGGAUCUCAGGGAUCAGCAGGUGCCUGAGACCCCGCGAGAAGCGACAGCAGCGGCACCGGGCAAUUCCACGGGUAGAAAACCCGGAGAGCACGAGGUCACGGUCACAUAUCCCUCCCGGCUCAUCUACUACUUGAAUGAGGAGUCGGAGAGCACGUAUCGUGACCUGGACACUCGGACGAGGAGCCAGGCCAGUGAUGGACAGGAUGUCCACCUGGCCCAAGCAAGUUUCCAGCUGGAUGCCUUCGGCACCACAUUCACUUUGGACCUUACAUUGAACAAUGAUCUGCUCUCUUCAGAUUAUGUGGAAAUCCACUAUGACAAAGACAAGCCAGUGCUCUCCAGGGGCGGGGAACACUGCUACUACCAUGGCCACGUGAGAGGAAAAGAAGACUCCCGUGUAGCUUUAUCCACCUGCAACGGGCUUCAUGGGAUGUUUGAUGAUGGUAAUUUUGUCUAUCUCAUCGAGCCUUUGAAACAGACUCACACCGAAACGGAAGCAAGACCCCAUACUUUGCGCCGAACAUCAUCGCUCCAUGUGACCUCUGUCCCAGGUGCCUGGGCUGCUGAUGACCCAAUUGAGGAAAAAGAAGAGGAGAAGCGUAUUUUUGCUAGCAUGCCUUGGCUAAAGCGAAGGAGGAAAAGAGCUAUGCCACGUAACAUUUUUGAGGAAAUGAAGUAUCUGGAAAUAAUGAUCGUCGCUGACCACAACACGUUUAAAAGGCAUAAGAGUAAAAAGCAUACCCGGAACUCUGCCAAAUCAGUGGUCAACUUUGUAGAUGCUAUUUUUAAGGAGCAGCUGAAUACGCGUGUGGUAUUGGUUGCUGUGGAGAUUUGGACUGACAGGGACCGGAUUCCGCUGAGCGUGAAACCAUUGGAAAUGCUAAGCAACUUUUCAAAGUACAGACAACAGAACAUCAACAUCAACGCUGAUGCCGUGCACCUCUUAUAUCACUAUAUAUAUAUUUAUAUAUACUGUAUUGUUGCAUAUAUUGGUGGUGUGUGUUCCAAAGGAAGAGGAAUUGGUGUUAAUGAGUUUGGCAGCACAUGGACAAUGGCUGCCUCUCUCUCUCAGAGCUUAGCACAGAAUCUGGGUAUCCAGUGGGAUCCUGUGAUCAGGAGGAAGGAGUGCGGCUGCAUGGAUUCAUGGGUGGGAUGUAUAAUGGAAGACACUGGAGUGCAACACCCACGCAGGUUUUCCAAAUGCAGCAUCACUGACUACAGGAACUUUCUUCUAAGAGGAGGUGCUUCAUGUCUGUUUAACAAACCCAACAAGCUCUUUGAGGCUACAGAAUGUGGAAAUGGUUACGUGGAAGUGGGAGAGGAGUGUGACUGUGGGGCUCGAAUGGAGUGCUAUAAAGACUGCUGUAAAAAAUGUUCUUUGUCUAAUGGAGCGCACUGCAGUGACGGCCCCUGCUGCAACAGCACAUGCCUGUUCUACCCACGGGGAUACAGCUGUCGAUAUGCUGUAAAUGAUUGUGACAUAUCAGAGACUUGUUCAGGAGACUCGGGACAGUUUUAUGCAGGCACACCAGUUAAUGUUAAUGGCGUUCUGUUACACGAUGUCUUCUGUGGGUACCUGCUGUGCACUAACACUGGGAGAAAUCCAAGGAUCGGGACCCUGAGAGGUGACGUCACUCCCACCACCUUUAACCAUCAGGGGCGACUGGUGGACUGCAGUGGGGGACACGUGCUGUUGGAUGAUGACACUGAUCUAGGGUAUGUGGAAGAUGGUACGCCGUGUGGUCCCUCUAUGAUGUGCCUUGAGCGGAAAUGUCUACCCAUCUCCUCCCUGAACCUCACAGCCUGUCCGUCUGGCCCGGGUGGCCGAGUCUGCUCUUCUCACGGCGUGUGCAAUAAUGAAGCAACCUGCACCUGUGAUGCUACAUGGGCAGGGACUGACUGCAGCAUGCAUGACCCCCCAAAAGAGCCACCCGUCACCGAGGACCCGGGUCCCAAGGUGAGCGUGGCCACAAACAGGCUGAUAGGGGCAGUGGCAGGGACCAUUCUGGCCCUGGGGGUGAUUUUUGGAGGCACAGGGUGGGGAAUAGAAAAUGUCAAGAAAAGACGAUAUGACCCUAACGCCAGUGCCAUCUAAAGGCUAAGAGAACUGCAUCCUUGCCUAGUGUGCCCCCGGGUUCCGUCAGAACCCGCCGGACUGUACCCUCUCCUGCUGCUGACGCUGCUGCCGACGGCGUUGGCGUUACUUGAAUAAAAAAGGACAGAAAGCGAGAGAAGAAAGAGACCGAACGGUCGAACAUUUUUCAUCCAAAGUCACAUAGAACUGCUUCUCUAGCGCUGUUCCUUUGCCCUCUGGCCCUGAGCAUCCACACUGAACCACUCAUCGGGGCAUGACUUCCUGUUCACACGCCCCAACCUCCAGUUUUGACCCAGGCAUGACCAGCUUCAGCUGUGGACCUCGCAUGGCAGAGGAGGGACACCAAUGACUAUUGUUCAUUUAAAAAAGAAGAAUGAUUUGAAGUUCCAGUAGGCUGGUAACAUAUCCAUGUGUUUUUCAAGGGGCUAAAUGACCACACCCUAUGAGAGUGACCCAUAUUGGACAAACAUUUCAAGGCUUAACUUUAAAGUUUUUUGUUAUUUCAGCAUGUUAUAUUGCAGCCAUUUUCUGUAGUAUUAAUGAAACAAAGAAACCCAAACAAAAAGUUUUUAAAAAAUCAAUCCAUUUGGCCGGCAGCGUAUACUGCUGCAUGAUGAAAUCACCACUGAUAUUUAUGCCUGAUGACGUCAAUUAAUGUUCCACUUGAAAAAAAAAAAAAAGAAAAAAAAAAACAAUUAAACUGGCUGGGCCCUGUAGGUCUGCCCUGACCUGAAUGCCAUCACUGGCCAAUCAGAGAGCUGCAUGAUGUAACUGCACUGGGGGCAGAGCCCACACAGCCUGCUGCGCUUUUCAAGGUAUCUGCAUGUUAAAG